AUGUUGUUAACCUCCAGAGGAAUCUAUGGCCAACAAUCUCAGUUCAUUCAUCAUUCUUGAACCUGUCCCGGAAAAUGUUGGUCUUCCUUUCUUAAUAGCUAGCUUCAAUGGCGGCAAUAAUAUCUUCAGAAGGCCAUAAUCUUCAAAGGGAGAGGGGAGAGGCAUACAUCAACAUGGAUUGGGACAAAAUUGGAUAUGAUGUGAUUUCAACUGAUCAAAUGUUUAUAAUGAAAAGCUCUAAAGAUGGUACAUUCACUGAAGGGAUGCUGAUACCUUUUGGGCCUAUUGAGAUUAAUCCCAAUUCUUCAGUUUUAAAUUACGGCCAAGGAUUAUUUGAAGGGAUGAAAGCAUACAGGAAAAAAGAUGGUGGAAUUCAAACAUUUCGACCCCAAGAAAAUGCAAUGCGAAUGCAGAUGGGAGCUGAGAGAUUGUUGUUGGUUGCACCUUCUGUUGAACAAUAUGUUUAUGCAAUCAAACAAGUUGUUCUUGCAAAUGAGCGUUGGAUACCACCGUAUGGAAAGGGAUCACUGUACAUUAGGCCUCUCUUAUUUGGAAGUGGACCAGUUAUGGGUAUUUCACCUUCACCAGAAACCACCUUCUUAAUAUACACUAAUCCAAUUGGCAAUAAGUACAAGGGACAUGCUGGUGAAAUAAAUUUGUUAAUUGAAAAUAGUGUUCCUCGUGCUUUUCCUGGUGGAACUGGUGGAAUAAAAAAUAUAAGUAACUAUUCACCUGUUUUGCAUGUGACAAAAGAAGCCAAGGCUAAGGGAUUUACAGAUGUGCUCUUUUUGGACGCAGUGGAACAUAAGUAUAUCGAGGAGGUGUCUUCCUGUAAUGUUUUCAUUCUAAAGGGAAAUGUAAUAUCAACUCCACCGGCAACUGGAACUAUUUUACCAGGAGUUACAAGAAAAAGCAUAAUCCACAUAGCUCUUGACUUGGGUUACGAGGUUGAAGAACGAAGAGUUUUGGUGGAAGAAAUUAUUGAAGCUGAUGAGGUUUUCUGCACUGGAACUGCUGUUGGAAUCUCUCCUGUCAAGAGUAUAACCUACCAAGACAAAAGGGUUGAAUUUAAAAUUGGAGAUGAAACAACAUCAAUGAAGCUGUUUAGAAUGAUUAGAGGCAUCCAAUCAGGUGAUCUUGAAGACAAGAACGGCUGGACAGCUGAAAUUGAUUGAGCUUCCAAAAAUAUCACAAUAACUUUGUGCAAUGUCUACUUGUAUGAAUAUCACUAAGUAGUUGCUCAACCAAAAAAAAAAAAAAAAACAUAAGCAUAAACAUAAACACACACACUCGAUAUAUGGGGGGGGGGGUGUGUAUGACCGAUGAGCAUAUCAUAUCAUGUGUACGAACUAAAGCAGAAAAGAAUUAUCAUAAACUAAGAAGUUUUUCAUUGGAGUGAAA
Prosopis cineraria is the source of this 1401-nucleotide messenger RNA. RefSeq names its product branched-chain-amino-acid aminotransferase 2, chloroplastic-like. The record is from RefSeq and is a predicted model, not a curated record. Gene Ontology annotation, biological process: branched-chain amino acid metabolic process. Lineage: Eukaryota; Viridiplantae; Streptophyta; Magnoliopsida; Fabales; Fabaceae. Gene Ontology annotation, molecular function: branched-chain-amino-acid:2-oxoglutarate transaminase activity.